Oncorhynchus nerka (sockeye salmon) is the source of this 1315-nucleotide messenger RNA. RefSeq names its product lecithin retinol acyltransferase-like. Gene Ontology annotation, cellular component: rough endoplasmic reticulum. The transcript is spliced from 5 exons. Gene Ontology annotation, biological process: vitamin A metabolic process; retinol metabolic process. Gene Ontology annotation, molecular function: phosphatidylcholine-retinol O-acyltransferase activity. The record is from RefSeq and is a predicted model, not a curated record. NCBI's taxonomy places the organism in Eukaryota, Metazoa, Chordata, Actinopteri, Salmoniformes, Salmonidae. The coding region runs from base 258 to 941 and encodes 227 amino acids.
CUCUCUCUAUCCACAUUCUGUCUCUCCGUUUCUCAGUCAACUUUCCCCCUCCCUCUCUCUCUCUCUAUCCACACUCUGUCUCUCUGUUUCUCAGUCAACUCUCCCUCUCUCUCUCUAUCCACAUUCUGUCUCUCUGUUUCGCAGUCAACUCUCCACCUCACCUCCUAAAACAUUCGGUCCGUCUCUCCAGUCCUCUCCUCCUCUCUUCUCCUCCCACCCUUCUCUCCUCCUCUCUUCUCCUCCUCCGUGUCAGGACCAUGUUUCCUCUGACGCUCCUCGGCCUGCUGUUCAUCACCGCACGGACAGACGACAAGAAGAAGAAGGGGAAAGACCAGGCGGCGACCAAAGAGGAAGCUCCAACGAAGUACGACUCCAUGUUCCAGAGAGGAGACCUGCUGGAGGUACCCCGGACGUUGUUCACUCAUUUUGGGAUCUACCUGGGCGGCGGCAGGGUGGCUCACCUGAUACCUGACAUACUACCUGUGUUGUCAGAUGAUGAGGAGGCUAUCAGAGAGAUGGUCACCAAUAACAGACUGAUACUGGGGGUCAUCGCUAAGUGUGCCAGUGUGAGGGUGGACACUGUGGAGGACUUUGCCUACGGCUCAGACAUUAUUGUGAACCCCAUGGACAAGGUGUGCAGUCGCCCCCCACUGAAAGGAGAGCAAGUGGCAGACAGGGCAGAGAAGCUCCAGGGCUCCACGGCCUACAGCCUCCUGUGGUAUAACUGUGAACACUACGUCAUGUACUGUCGAUACGGCUCCUGCAUGAGCUUCCAAACCUUCCAGUUCUGUAAGACAGUGAAGAAGUUCAUUCUGAGCCAGAGGAGUGCCAAGGUGACAGCGGUGUUAGGCCCAGUGCUCGUGCUCUAUCUGGGGGUCGUGUCUCUCUACUCAGGCCUGGUCAUUGUCCUGGUUCCCUUCAUUAUCUGGAUGGCUUCCUAGACACUUGGGGAAGGAAGGAAGGAAGGAAGGAAGGAAGGAAGGAAGGAAGGAAGGAAGGAAGGUUUGAAGUAAAUACACAUUGUUUUACAAAAAUUCUUUGCAGUCCGUUAAAGAAAAUGGACACUGUACAAAGAAGCAGUGAGUAUAGGAAUGUAGAUUACAGGAUGGCCAGACAGACAGACGGGUUUCUUCAAUAACUAUUCAUAAUAAUUUGCCAUUGCUUCAUAAGGCCUAGUAAUGAUGCCAAUACAUGUGUUUACACCCUGUGUUUUAUUUUAAUUGAUUAAUUACACAAGUGUGAAUGGUAUACUAUUUUGACCUGUAUAACAGUGAAUUAUGUUACUAUAAAUAAAAUUUAAAAAAUUAAAUGGUCA